AGCGCGUAUCAACACAACUUACACGUAACGCAUACCACACCAGCACAUGUUUUGAUCUACUGCCAUACGUACCGUACAGUCUCACACAGCCCAACGCCGUGUUCCCACGGCUGCUCGCUGGACGAUGGACAACUCCACAACGGGCUCACCAUGCUCCCUGCACUACGAGUACUACAACUGUACCGGGCCCAGUCUGUCCGAGGAGGACCGCGCCCUUACGCUGGCCAUCAUCAUCUUCUUCAUCAUAGCCACAAUCCUCGGCAACCUCCUCAUCAUCGUAGCCAUCGCCUUCUUCAGGCAGCUGCAGACGCACGCGAACACCCUGGCGCUGUCGCUCGCUGUGUCCGACCUCCUCAUCGGCUUGCUAAUCAUGCCCUUCAGCAUGAUGCACGCCGUCUACGAGUGCUGGUUCUACGCCUCCUUCUUCUGCCACCUGCACUACUUCCUCGACUACACGCUCACCACCUCCUCCAUCAUUCACCUGGGCUGCAUCGCCUACGACCGCUACGUGGCCAUCUGCGACCCGCUCCGCUACCCGACGCGGGUCACGGACCGCACCGUCGCCGUGAUGCUGGCGCUCUGCUGGAUCGGCGCGGCGAUCUUCACCACCCCGACGUUGCUCAGCCUGAGCCCCACGCUGUCUCGGGGCACGAUCGAGCGAGGGGGUUGUCCGGACAGCUGCAUGUUCACCGUAGACCUGGGGCUGCAUUUCGCCUACGGCAUGUGCCCCUAUUUCCUCUCAAUGUUCAUCAUCCUCUUGAUCUACUCCAAGAUAUACCGCGUGGCCAGGAGGCAAGCACGGAGGGUCACAGCUGGCGUGCCCAUACAUGCGCAGAGGGUUGAGGUGGCCAACGGUGCUAGUUCUGGUGGUGGCCGUGAUGGUGACGAAGCGGCGAAGCGCUGGAAAUCAACGAUGAAACGAGAGCACAACGCAGCCAAGACCCUGGGCAGCAUCAUCGGGUGCUUCAUGCUGUCGUGGCUACCAUACUACAUCCUGGUGAUCGUGUUUCCCUUCUACAAGAACACGUCCACCGCCUAUGAGGUCGUGUGCUGGAUCGGCUACAUCAGCUCUACCGUCAACCCGAUCCUCUACGCGUCCAUCAAUCGGCCGUUCCGAACGGCGUUCGGUCGGAUCUUGCGCCUGGACUUCUUCUCUGCAGAGGCCAGGCACCUGGAGCUGUCCAAGCACUAGGCUGCCAGGAGAUUCACGGUCACCGGCGCCCAGUGUGAAAGUUCAUAAUUUGUUUAGUGUGCACGCAAAUAUGUUAUAAGCACGUGGCACGAACAUGGGAAGGGGCACACGAACAUGGGAAGGGGCAGUGGAGUGCGUACCGAGAAAAGGCUGCAGAUAGGAAGGGAAUGGAAUGGGGGAGGGGGUGUGGGGGAGCAAUAUUCCCGGACUGAACUCCUUGAGAAGGACAACGUUUGUAUGGAGGAACGGAGAAGGAGCUCUGGGUAGAAAGGGGAAGAGGACAUCUGUGAAAAGAAGCUUCAUAGAUCAUCGGAUUCCUCCAGUAUAAAUACAUUUUCUGAUUCUUAUUCUGAGGAGGGCAGAAAAGGAAUUACCGGACCAAGAUGUUGGGGACAAUGAGAGGGUGACGAUGAUGAUGCGAGGAGACGGAAUUUAGAAGGAAGGAGCGAGCAACAGUGAGUUGCACGGAGGAGGAGCAACGUCUAUUUUCACAGGGGGCGUGGCCAUAAGGAGUCACGUGGUUAACAGGAGGCUUGAGCUGAUUGAGGUAUAGAGAAACGAUGACGUGCUGAUGUUGCUCUGUGUCUCUCUAUGCGUCUAACCUCGUUGUCUCUCUCUUGACGUGCUGUCCGUCACACACGACGCCUCACUCUGCUCAGACGCCUCUCGCGGAAGUUUAACGCGAUUUAACAACACACAGCGUUGCGCAGCAGCACUGCAUGUACAACAUCUCUCAGUCUUAUCCAGACAACCAGCUCAAAAGAACUGAAUGUGCGGCCGUUUGUGCCGUUAAGAGCACCGAUACGUAGUUCCAAUGUGUCACGUGUGAAAUGCAACCUAACGUGGCUCCACGUUCUUGGUAAAAAUGUUCUUAGCGGGACAAUAAUGGUGAGUUAUGUGGUGACAACUACAAACGAGUCCGCCACACACACACACUUCUCUGUAGAUAAGCGUAUCACGUCCCUCUAGCAAAAGCAAUGUUUAUCAGAAUUGACUGUCUU
Messenger RNA from Petromyzon marinus (sea lamprey), 2193 nucleotides. RefSeq names its product trace amine-associated receptor 365-like. Gene Ontology annotation, biological process: G protein-coupled receptor signaling pathway. The record is from RefSeq and is a predicted model, not a curated record. Gene Ontology annotation, molecular function: trace-amine receptor activity. Gene Ontology annotation, cellular component: membrane. Lineage: Eukaryota; Metazoa; Chordata; Hyperoartia; Petromyzontiformes; Petromyzontidae.